Messenger RNA from Eremothecium gossypii ATCC 10895, 1137 nucleotides. RefSeq names its product Pub1p (gene PUB1). Gene Ontology annotation, biological process: nuclear-transcribed mRNA catabolic process, nonsense-mediated decay; regulation of mRNA stability; cytoplasmic stress granule assembly. Gene Ontology annotation, cellular component: cytoplasmic stress granule. The record is from RefSeq and is marked provisional. NCBI's taxonomy places the organism in Eukaryota, Fungi, Ascomycota, Saccharomycetes, Saccharomycetales, Saccharomycetaceae. The transcript has a single exon. Gene Ontology annotation, molecular function: mRNA binding. The coding region runs from base 1 to 1137 and encodes 378 amino acids.
AUGUCGGGCGAAAAAGCAGACAAGACCGUGGAGAGCGCUGCGGAGGAGGCCGUGGCGGCGACGCCGGUGCUGGCGACCAAGGGCGGGCGCGAAACGUCGGAUCGGAUCCUGUACGUGGGGAACCUGGACAAGACGAUCAACGAGGCGACGCUGAAGCAGUACUUCCAGGUGGGGGGGCCGAUCGCGAACGUCAAGGUGCUGGUGGACAAGAACAACGAGGAGGCGAACUACGCGUUCGUGGAGUACCGGCAGCCGCGGGAUGCGAACGUGGCGUUCCAGACGCUGGACGGGAAGCAGAUCGAGAACAACGUGAUCAAGAUCAACUGGGCGUUCCAGUCGCAGCAGGUGUCGUCAGACGACACGUUCAACCUGUUCGUGGGGGACCUGAACGUGGACGUGGACGACGAGACGCUGAGCAGCACUUUCAAGGAGUUCCCGACGUUCAUCCAGGCGCACGUGAUGUGGGACAUGCAGUCCGGGCGGUCGCGGGGCUACGGGUUUGUGUCGUUCGGCGAGCAGGAGGAGGCGCAGAAGGCGAUGGACGCCAAGCAGGGCUUCAACCUGAACGGGCGCGCGAUCCGCGUGAACUGGGCGGCGAAGCGCGAGAGCCAGCACGCGGCGCGGCCGCGCUCGAACCGUGGCGGAUUCCGCGGCGGCAGCGGGCACCAGCCGUUCCGCGGCAUGCCGCAGGGCCCACACCUGGGCGGCGCGGCGCCUGCGGGGCCCAUGCAGCUGCAGGGCCCGCCGGUGCCGUCCCCCGUGAACCCGCAGGCCGUGGAGGCCAUGAUCCGCCGCGCGCCCCAGCGCGUCACCACUGCGUACAUCGGUAACAUCCCGCACUUUGCGCAGGAGCCGGAUCUGAUCCCACUGCUGCAGAACUUCGGCUUCAUCAUCGACUUCAAGCACUACGCGGAGAAGGGCUGCUGCUUCAUCAAAUACGACACCCACGACCAGGCCGCGCUGUGCAUUGUCGCCCUGGCCAACUUCCCGUUCCAGGGCAGAACCCUGCGCACGGGUUGGGGCAAGGAGAAGCCCUCAUUUGUGCCUAACGGCGCCGUGCCCCACGCCGCCGCUCCGGCGCCCGUGCAGCCUGCUUCGGACGCCGUCCCUGCCCAGGACCAGGAGCACCAGCAGUGA